Messenger RNA from Miscanthus lutarioriparius, 3090 nucleotides. The record is from the annotation of a GenBank genome assembly. Lineage: Eukaryota; Viridiplantae; Streptophyta; Magnoliopsida; Poales; Poaceae.
AUGGAGGCCUCCGCCUCUGCCCGCAGAUCCGCCGCGGGCCCCGACCCCGGCGCCAAGAAGCCGCGCCUCGCGCAGCCGCCGCCGCCGUCGCGGGACCCCAGAUCUUACGCCUCCUCCAAUGGCGCCGCCAGCGCCGCCGAGCAAGCGCUGGUCGACGAGCUGCUCGGCCAGUACCGGACCGCGCUCGGGGAGCUCACCUUCAAUUCCAAGCCCAUCAUCACCAACCUCACCAUCAUCGCCGGCGAGAACCUCCAGGCCGCCAAGCCCAUCGCCGCCCUCAUCUGCGCCAACAUCCUCGAGGUUCCAAGUGAACAGAAACUACCAUCGCUAUAUCUACUUGACAGUAUUGUAAAAAAUAUUGGAAAAGAUUAUGUUAAACAUUUCUCAGCAAGAUUACCAGAGGUGUUCUGCAAGGCAUAUAAACAAGUAGAUCCUGCUAUACAUCAUAGCAUGAGGCACCUUUUUGGAACAUGGAAAGGAGUGUUUCCUCUACCUCCGCUCCAAAUGAUUGAGAAAGAACUUGGUUUUCAGUCAUCUGCCAAUGGAUCAUCGACUGCUGCACCAUCAAGGACUGAUUCUCAAUCCCCGCGCCCAUCCAAUAGCAUACAUGUAAAUCCAAAAUAUUUGGAAGCGAGACAGCAACUCAAUCAACCAACUAAGGGGAUACUUGGAAGUGGUGCUAAGACAGCUGUAAUUGCUGAUACAGGCGAUGACAUUGAGAGGGCUAACAGGCUAGGUACUGAUAGAAAUGCAGGGAGACGAUUAGAAGCUCCUAAUGCUAGACCUAACAUACAGCGCACUCAGAGGGACCCUUUUAGCAAUCCUGUUCAUGAAAAACAGGCAGGUAGAGAUGUGAGGGGCCUUGGAUUCUCCAACAUUUCACAGCAGGCUGCUGUGGGAACUGGUCAAGUUCGCUCAAAACCCAAAGGUCAAGAUGGAAUUGGGGGGCCUUAUUAUGCCUCUGGUGUUGGGUCUUCUGAAGAACAAUUUGACAGGCGCAGCAACUUUUAUGCAAGCAAGGAUGUUCGGCCAUCAGGAUCUGUACGUUUGGAUAGUGCACUUCUUCCAACUCCUUCAAUUAAUGCCGAUAGAGUUGGUAGGCCUUCAUCUAACAAAAGCUGGAAGCACUCUGAGGAAGAAGAAUAUGUUUGGGAUGAUGUACACUCUAAAGCAGCAGAAUAUGGUGGUAGCAAUAAUGUAAUAAAAGGAGAAUGGAUGUCUGAUGAUGGCAAUGCUAAGUUUUCAAGCCUCCAAAGGGCUAAAUGGGCAGAGGCAGGACCUGUGGAACUUAUAGAUCCUAACACACAUAAACUUGAUAAUGUGUCAAGAUUUGGACUUGCAGCAGGCCAAGAAAGAAGAAUUUCAGCAUACAUGGAUCAGGAAGAGUACCUUCUUGGCAAGCGUGAGGUGGAAGCAAGAAUUGAUAGGGAAAUUAGGCCUGAAGGACAACAGUUCCCACCACCUCGAGGUUCCUCUCUCUGGUUGUCCCAGGAAAAAACACUCCCAGACAUUGGGUUGGACCCUAGGAUAUCAAGGUUUUCAAAUCAGCCAGCAGAGAGGUCCACCAUUUAUACUGGCAGCAUGACAGCAAGUAUCACUUCAUCUGUACCUGUUGGGUUAUCAGGACACUAUGCUGGAAGGUCAAGCCUAGAUACUGCAAAUAGUGUGCCAAUAAGAUCAACUGAAGCUUUUGGGCAGCAGAAGCAUAGAUAUUGGUCAUCUUCCCCUCCACAAGCUCACUCACCUUCUUCUACUGCACCUUUUGCACGUCAGGGUUCUCCAAAUCCUGCUGAGUCUGAUUUUUAUCCUUCCAGAUCAUUUUCUCAAUUGGGCCAAAAUCCUCAAGAAGAAUAUAGCCAAAGAGCAUUGCCAGUACUUGCUAAAGAUUCUCAUGAACCUAAUCAACAGGCAUCCCUGCAGACACAAAAGUACCCUACCUUACAGUCAAAGUCACAUAUUAAGCCAUCUGAUCCAUUGCAGGCAAGUUUUCCGCGUGAAAAUUCUCCAUCGCUGUUCAGACCUUCCCAUCUUGGAGAAGUCUCUUUACCCAGUGAUUCCACCCCUAUAAGCUCAGAUCUGACAACUGCUAGUAAUUUGUUGGCUGGUCUCAUAAAGAGUGGGUUCAAACCAAAUAACCACAGUGAUGCACAACUUCUUGGUCCAAGUGGGUCACUUCCAGUGGCUUCUUUAUCACUUCAAAAUACUGCUGGUGAAAAUACCACUUUGCAUACACAGACACCAGACACUUCUCGUCCACCACUGCCACUGGGUCUGCCACCACCUCCAUCAACACAGAGUGCAGAGAAAGCUGCGCCGCUCUCGAGUCUUCUCAGUUCCCUGGUUGCAAAGGGAUUAAUCUCUUCGCCAGCCUCUGAUUCAUCCAAUGCUGUCCUAUCACAGCCAAAUAAAGCAUCAAGCAUGAAUGCUAAAGAUGUCACAGCUUCAGCUGUGCCUUUGCCGGCUCUGAAGCCUUCAGUUGGUAAGGUGUCAUCUAAUUCUGAUUCAUCUGCCCCAACAAACGCUUCGUUACCCAAAGCUAUCGAAACUAAGAUGGGUGACCUCAUUGGCCUGGAGUUCAAGCCAGAGAAACUUCGCAAGUACCAUGAGCACGUGAUUAGCAGCCUCUUUGAUGACCAAAGCUAUCAGUGUAAAACCUGUGGUAAUAGGUUCAGGCUUGAAGAAGAACUGAGCUUGCACACAUCAAGCUGUGGGCCAAGGGAGUCUGAUACUAUCUAUACUGGUAUCGCACCUAAAAGAUGGUACCCUAGCAAGAACAUUUACAUUGAUGGAUCACAUGAAAUUGAGGACAGCACUGAGGCAUCUGAUGGAGAUUUAGGUUCUACAGAAGAAGUGUGUGAGUUUAUGGUCCCUGCAGACGAGAGGCAAAGUAUCUGUGCACUAUGUGGGGAACCAUUUGAUGAUAUAUAUUCUUUUGAGACGGGGAACUGGAUGUACAAGGAUGCAGUGUUUUUGGAUUACCCCAAGGGAGAAAGCAGCUGUGGAAACAAUGUUGAGCCUGAAGAGCAUGUGCCCAUAGUCCAUGUAAGGUGCAUGCCAAGAGGCUCAAAUGAUGGCAUGGAGGUUGACUAG